Messenger RNA from Spirodela intermedia, 579 nucleotides. NCBI's taxonomy places the organism in Eukaryota, Viridiplantae, Streptophyta, Magnoliopsida, Alismatales, Araceae. The record is from the annotation of a GenBank genome assembly.
AUGAAGUUGAAGCAAGACUGCAAGGUGAGCGAAGGGCCGGCGGUGGAAGCGGCAUCUUCGGCGGCGGGGGAGGGGCGGCGCCGACAUGGAGGAACCCGGCGGAGGUUCAGAGGGGUCCGGCAGCGGCCGUGGGGGAAGUGGGCGGCGGAGAUAAGAGACCCCCACAGAGCCGCCCGCGUCUGGCUCGGCACCUUCGACACGGCCGAGUCCGCAGCCCUAGCCUACGACCGCGCCGCCCUCCACUACCGCGGGUGCAAGGCCAAGCUCAACUUCCCCGAGAAUGUGUCCCUCUCCACUCAACUCCCCGCCGCCGCAGCCCAGCCGGUCAACUCCCCGUCCGUCGUUCCGGACAUGAGGGACUACUCGCUGUAUUCCAGUCUUCUGCAGAACGCCGGCGACCAGCAGAGCGGGUUCAACCAGCUCUGCCAGUCCUCUCCGUCGCCACUCUGGGAUUACUUCUACGCCAUGGAGCGACCAGAGCACCAAGAACAGCGGCAUCAGACUCAUGUGGGUCCACUCGAAAGCCCAUGCUUUCGCGGCGAGGACUGGUUGGAACCCGGCGGCUGCCCGCCGCAUUAG